Molecule: messenger RNA, 1524 nt
Organism: Cucurbita maxima (winter squash)
Lineage: Eukaryota; Viridiplantae; Streptophyta; Magnoliopsida; Cucurbitales; Cucurbitaceae
Product: peroxisomal and mitochondrial division factor 2-like
Exons: 2
Coding region: 189-1166 (325 amino acids)
Source: RefSeq, a predicted model, not a curated record
UUUUUGUUGUUCUUCUGUCAAACAAUUUUUUUAUUGGAAGGGUUUUCUUGUAUGAUUUUCCCCCUUUCUUGCACAGAAAUCUCUCUCUCUGUUUUCCUCUUUAAUCGGUAGUUGUUCACUUGUUCUACUUUCUCCUUCUCUGUUCUCUCUUCGUUGAUUUGAAUCCUUUUCGCCUGGUGUGAAUAUUAAUGGAGACCGAGAUUAAUAUUACGAAUGGCGGGUCGGGGGAGGAUUUUUAUGAUGUUGACCAGCGGGAGAAUCAUGCAAAGGUUGCGGAACUGAAUCAGAGAAUUGAGGUUUUGGAGCGUGAGAAGAAGGAGUUGGUUGAGGAAAAUGAAGAUAUAAAAAAUAAGAUUAAGAAACUUUCAGCAGAGACUGAGGGGUUAAAGAGUGAAGAGGGGUCGCUGAAAGAACGCUUGAAAGAAAUGGAGAGUCAAGUUGAACGUGCUGAAGAGGGUAAUAAGGUGUUAGAGUCGGUGGCGGCGAGAGCGUUGGAGCUUGAGACUGAGGUCGCGAGGCUACAGCAUGAUUUGAUAUCUACAAUGAAUGGAGCCGAUGAGGCAACUGCUGAAGUUGCGGAGUUGAGGAAAAAUUUGGGGGAAAAAGGAGAGAAGGUUGCAGCUCUUGAGGAAGAGUUGGAAGCCCUGAAGAAGUCUAAGUUGGAGAGCGAAAAGAAAAUCAGAGAAUUGGAGAGGAAAGUUGGGGUUUUGGAGGUGAAGGAGAUAGAGGAGAAGAGUAAAAAAGUUAGGGUGGAGGAGGAAAUGAGAGACAAAAUUGAGGAGAAGGAGAGGGAAAUCACGGGUUUUAAGAAGAUCGUCGAGGAUCUGGAAUCGGUGCUAAAGAAGAAGGGGCUGGAGUUAGAUAAGUGGAUGAAGGAGAAAUUUAAGGUGGACGAGUCGUUGAAGGACUCGGAGGAGAAAUCGAAAAUGUUGGAGUUGAAAAUGGUUGAGUUGCAGAGGGAAGUAGAGGAAGCACACAAGGUGAUCAGUGGAAUGAAGGAGAAAGCAGCGAAUGCUUUGAAUGGUACUGCAGAGGAACUCAAGUCAGCUUUGGGGGAAGGCGCAGGGAAGGAGUUGAACUUAAACUGGCCUAUAAUUGCAGGUUCCACUGGAGUUGUUGCUGCAACAGUUGCACUGGCCUUUGUUUUGUAUGGUAGACAGAGAUAAAUUGGGAUAUGGAGACUUGACUCAGAAGAACAUAGCCAAAAGGGUGGGUAGGGUUCAUGAACUACAAAUCUGCUCAAGUUUUGUUCCAUAUGUUUGUUUAUUUGGUGUUUUCCUAUCCAAUAAAUACUGGUUGGCGCUAAAUUUUGCUUCAAAGUUUUAUGUGAAGCUAAGCUAAGUCUUGUUGGUUAACUAAUCUAGCUGAUAUAGUUUGAGGAAUCACUGCACUGAAGUUUAACCCCACUGUUAUUGAUGGAUUAUCCAGACAAAUCUUCAGCUACACUUGAUUUUGAGUUGUUUUUAAGGCAAUCUUGCAUGGUUGUACCAAAGUUUGGCAAAUUAUAACUGUCCCAUUCUGAUU